Molecule: messenger RNA, 3645 nt
Organism: Closterium sp. NIES-65
Lineage: Eukaryota; Viridiplantae; Streptophyta; Zygnematophyceae; Desmidiales; Closteriaceae
Source: the annotation of a GenBank genome assembly
AUGCGCUCACUAGCCUUCACUCCUGAUGGCCAAGCGCUGCUAGCUCCCUCCGCUGAUUCCCUCAAGGUGUGGGGGUGGGAGCCCGUGCGCUGCUUCGACACGGUCAGCGUGGGAUGGUCCAAGGUAGCUGACGUCAGCAUUCACGACGGCAGGCUGUAUGGCGCCUCGUUCUCGCACACCUGCGUCAGCCUGUGGCACGUCGACCUCAUGCAAGUGGCGCCGUUUGGAUCUAGCGCGUCAGAGAGCACGGAGGAGGAGAGGAGCCUGUCAGGCACCACGAUGGGCCUGCCCCUCCCUGCCUCUCCCACCACCUCCACCGUCUCCUCUACCGUCUCCUCGGUGUCAACGCCUGUGCACUCCCGUGCUCCUUGUUUCCAAGGUGGGUGCCUAAGUGUGGGUUUGUACCUUUGCUUACCUCUCCCCGCCUCGCCCACCACCUCUCCCAUCUCCUCCACCGUGUCUUCUGUGUCCACGCCUGUGCACUCUGCUGCUACCGCCCGUGCUCCGUGCCUCCAAGGUGGGUCGAUUUUUGAGUCGACUCAAAAAUCUGCUGCUACCGCCCGUGCUCCGUGCGUCCAAGGUCCGAGCCACAAGGCAAGCGCUGAGUCGACUCAAAAGUCAACUCAAAAGGCAGGUCCGGACCACAAGGCAGGCUUGGGGAGCUCUGGAGGGGGCAGGUUCGGGUUUCGUGGGGGUGCGGGCGGGGUGGGGGCAGGAGGGGGAGGUGCGGGAGGGGAGAGUGCGGGGGUGGGGAGUGGAGGGGGGAGAGGGCGGAGAGUGUCCGUGGGAGGAGUGGGGGAGCAGUGGGGUAGGGGUGCUGGGUCCGUGAGUGGUAGGGAGGUCAGGAUCGGAGCGGCAGGAGGAGGAGGAGGAAUGGGAAGGGGAGGGGGAGUGGGAGGAGGAGGGGCAGGAGGGGCGGCUGGGGGGGGAGGCGCGGGAGGGGCAGCAGGGGGUAGUUUCAAAGAAGUGGGGGCAAGGGGAGGGCGGAGAGCAUCUGUAUCGGGCGAUUAUGCAAUCUCCAAGGGGGAAGAUUCCUCUUCCUCUGCCAGGAGAGGGGAGGGGGCCUUUGGCAAGGGCACCAGAGAGGAGGCGCAGGGAGUCCGUUCGCAAAACCCUUUUGAGACGUCUCAUAAGAUUCCUAGAGAAAACCCCUCUGGGUCUCAUAAGAUUCAAGCGUUUCUGGACGCUGGAGGGGUGGUUGUUGAUACGACUGCACGCCCUGCACGGCAUCGGGUGGGGGAGGAUGAUGGUGAUGGGAGGUUGAAUGGGUCAGACGUGGGUGGUGGCCACCAGUCCCGUAAGAUUCAGGAGUUUCUGGAGGCUGGAGGGGUGACUGGGGCUGUGAUUGCACACUCUGCACGGUAUGGGGUGGGGGAUGAUGGUGAUGGGAGGUUGAAUGGGAGGUUGAAUGGGUCAGACGUGGGUGGUGGUCACCAGUCCCAUAAAAUUCAGGAGUUUCUAGAUGCUGGAGGGGUGACUGCUGCUUCUGCUGCUGCUGGUGGUGGUGCUGCUGCUGCUACUGGUGCUGCUGCUGCUGCUGCUGUUGCUACAGACAGAAGUAACAAGGGCAAUCACGCAUGCGCAGGGGCAGACUCCUCUGCCUCGACUGCUCCAGGAGUAGAUACAUCAGCCAAAGCAGCAGCUGGGGUGGAUUCAGAUGCCACUGUCACACCCACUGCUGCAGCCUCUGUGCCUACUCAGGUUCAACCAGCUGGUGUGUCUCGUGGUACUACACAAGCAGGCGCAUCUGCUUCAAGCACAGGCACAGGUGUACCUGCUUCAGGCGCACCCCCAGGCGUAUCUGGUGCAGGUGGUAUUCUGGGAGGGAUGUCUGGCUUCGGGGUGACGUUUGACUGGAGCAGAGCGGUGGCGACUGCAGGAGGGGGCGCGGGCAGCAGGGCGGCAACAGUGGUAGAGGCGAUGAAUAAAGUGUCUGACUGGAUCGGGUCGUUCUCUGGCCUGGAGGAUAGCUUGGGAGGGGGAGGAGGGGGCAGGAGGGCGGUGGGGUAUGGCGGAGAGAGAGGGGAGGCGGGAGGGGAGGGGAAUGGGGUUGGGAAUGAGGAGGGGAGAGGAGAGGAGCGGAGGGGGGGGAGUGAGGGGAGUGGGGAGGGGAGAGGAGCAGGGGUGCAGAGAGUUGGGUCUGGGCAGAUUAGCGGGUGGAGUGAGGACGAGGAGGGAGAGGGUGAGGGUAACGGUGGGGAGAGGAAGAGCGAUGGUGCUGCUGCGAGUGAUGGUGGUGUUGCUAGUGGUGGGGCGGCUGUUAGGAGUGCGACUGUGGGGGGUAAAGCAUCGGUGCCAAGUCUUCGAGCCCCGUAUGCUUUGGAUGGAGAGGGGGAAAGGAAGGAGGAAAAGAAACGAGAGGAGGGUGGAGAGAAAGCAGAUAUGCACAGGUCUGGGCAGGGGGAGGAGGAGCAUUCAACAACCCUAGAAUGGAGUCGGAGUGAGGAUGACAAGUACAAGAUCCGGCCGUCUAUUCUGCACCCGCCUUACGCUGUAGAGGUGGAGGAAGGAGGGGUGGAGGGCACUGCUGGUGGGGAUCGGAGAGGUGGCAGUGACAGUAUGAGAAGGCAUGGGUCUGCCGGGGAGAGGGUGCGGGAGUGUGAGGAUAGGGGCAUUGGCUUGGUGGCGUCUGCAUCUGCUUCUGCGUCGUUACCGGCAGGAGGAGUUGUAAGAGAGGAUGCUUGUAGAGAGUAUGGCGGUGCACGUGGCGGUGCAUGUGAGUCAGCAGUGCUGGCUUCUUCGUCCUUGGCAUAUUCUCCCUCCGCCUCCUCUCCUAUUUCCUCCUCCGCGUUGUCUUGUAGGGCAGAGGUAGGGGCAGACAGACGCGUGGGAGCAGGGGAAGGAGUGGGAGGAGAGAGAGUGGGAGGGGAUGCAGGAGGGGGAGGAGGGGCGGGGGAUUUGAUACCAGCUGGAACUGGGUCAGCACAGGUGCAAGUGCCAGCAGUGCAAGUGCCAGCAGUGCAAGCGCCAUCUUUACCAUCCCAGCAGCAGAAACGGCAAGAGGAGGAGGGGGGAGACGAAGAGGAUGACGAGAUGGUGGUGAUGGAGAAUCCCUCACUACCAUUGAAGCAGCAGAAACGCCAAGAGGAGGAGGAGGGGGAGGAGGACGAUGAGAUGGUGGUGAUGGAGAGUGUGAACGGGCGGCACACUGCCAUGCAGCACAUGCUGCAGGGGCGGCUGUCUGCAGUGCGCCACGUGGCAGCGCUGUGGGUGGAUGGAGAACUGCUGCCUGCCCUCUCCGCCCUGGCAGCCUCGAAAGACCUUGCAGUGGUGGCAGACGUGUUGGAGGUGCUGGCCAUGCAGGGAGGCAGGCGGCUGGUAUCGGUGGGCAUGGAGGGAGCAUUGCAGCUGCAGCCGCUGCUGAGGGCUCUGCUCGCCAGCAGCCACUCCAAGUACGUGGGAGUGGCGCUGUCGCUGCUGCGCGAGCUCCUGAGGGCGUUCAGCGAGCCCAUCACUGCUGCUCGCACCGCCACGCAUUCUCCUGGCGUAGACCUGCACAUGGAGGAGAGGUUGCAGCGUUGCAAUGAUUGCUACGAGGGCUUCAGAGUGCUCGAAGACCAGCUCCACCCCAUCCUCAGGAGAAGGACCAACGAGAACUAUGCCCUUGCUUCAGAUGUUCACAUGCUGUUACAGAAGAUGCAAUGA